AGACUUGUAACUGACAUUUAUUUUACUUAAACACAUAAACAAUGGUACAAGAAGGUACCAAAUAGAUUUGCUCCAUAAAAAUCAUUAGAUUUGUGUGAGGACUAGGAUCCUGUCCGGGUGCCCAAAGCGAAACAUGUGGUUUUCUUAGGGGGCCACACCCGUAGCCUUUGACACAAAGACCUGAUCCACGAGGCAGUAGAGCUAUCAAUCAACCUUCAUAUUAGGCUAAUUAUGAUUAGUUAACCAUAUCAAUACUUUAACCGUGUUCACGGAUUAUUGAACCCGAGAUGAAUUCCUGAUAUUCUUGUGAGAAUUUUGAAACGUAGGGAGUAAAACAAUCGUCAUUUAUCACAUUACACAACCACUUUACUAUAUCACGAAUUGAGUGAUAUCCGAAUUAUGUUCUUCUGUAUACCAAAUCAGUUAUGUAAUGGUUAAGUAACCGCUAUUAGACAUGUAGAUUUUGUGUUUGAUAUCAGACGUAAUCAUGUAUACAUACACCACUGAGGAGUCCCAUGUUAAGAAGAAACAGUAAUGGGUAAUGAGACUCCUUAACUCAAAAUCUAUUCGAGACCAAAAACAUAGUGCAUGACAGCUGAUCAAAUACACACAAAGAUGAAGUAUAUAGCAACGUGACUAGUAACAACUAUGAUACAAAUAAGAUUUAAACAGCAAAUUCGUCGUUGAUGUUGGUACGGUAUUUGACUUCAUAAAAUGAAUAUGUAUAUCAUUCAUUUGUAUUUUAUGGAUUAUUAUUAUUAUUGUUAUCGUCAUCAUCAUAAAUUUCAUAAAUGAACAUUAUCCAUAUUAUUAUAAUACAAAUUCAAUCAUUUAAAUUUGGAAAUUAUGCUUGUCAAUGGUGAAUAUGUAGAUGGUUCAUGGUUAUUAUCAAUCUAUAUAGAUGAUUUAAAUAUUCAACGUGAUAUACGUGUACAUGGUGAAUGGUCUAUUAAUGAAUUAAUUACACAAUUAAUUGAUGGUUUAAUAUGUCCCCAAAGAAAAUUAUUACAAUCCAAUGAAAUAAGUUUACAUUCUAAUCAUAUUAAAAUGAAUUGGGAAGAUUAUGGUUUAUGGUGGCCAAUAAAAUCCAAAUGGUUAUUAAAAACUAAAUUAAGUUUAAAUCAAUAUGGUUUACAAGCAGAUGCUAAAUUACAUUUUUUAUCCAUAUAUGGACAAUUAAAUAUACAAUUACCCGAUUUACAAAUACGUAAAUUUAUUGAUAUCAAUUUUGCUGAACCAGUUUAUCGUGUUACAUUAUCUAUAUGUCAUUAUUUAAAUAUAAGACAUUCAGAAGAAUUAUCAUUAGGUUAUCCUAUUCAACAGAAUGAUUUAAAACAUUCACGUUUUAUACCAAAUUCUAUAAAUAAACAUGAUCAAACAUUAUCGAAUACAAAGAAAUAUUCAACAUUUCAACGUAGUGCUACUAUAAAUACAACACAUUCACAAUAUAAAACAUUACAUAAAGAAUCAUUAUUUCAAAUGAAUAAUGAAAUGAAUACAAAUCAAUCACAACAACAAGAUGAUGAAAGAUCUAUGAAAAGUUCUAUAUUAUCAAAACAUUCAAUUCAAUUAUAUGGUCCACCAAUAAUACGUGAUAAACGUUAUCAUUAUUAUUCUAUAAGACAUAAUUCAAGAAAUUCAAAUCAUCAAACAACCUUAUCAUCAAUUCCAUUUAAUUUACGUAUUCUAGAUGAUCCAUCAUUAAUUUAUAGUCCGAUUAUUCAUAUAGAUGAAGCUAUACAAAAUCAUUUAAUUGUAAGACCAAAUAAUUAUAUACAACGUAUACGGUUAAAUACAAUAUGGUUAGAUUCAUCUAAAUCAUUAUUAGAACAAGGUAUAACUAUGUUAGGGUAUAAUCCUUCCUCUACUUUUUCUUCAUCUUCUAUGAAUCGACCUAAUUCAUCAGGACAAGUACAAAAUGAUGAAUAUACAAAGUUAUCAAAUAGUGACAAAGAUAAUAAUACAAUACCAACAUUAAUUCUACGUUAUAAAUAUGGUAUCUAUUAUGAUUUAAAUAUAAAAUAUGAUUUAAUACGUAUUAAUCAAUUAUAUGAACAAGCGAAAUGGUCAAUUCUAUCAGAAAUUUAUGAUGUAACAGAUGAAGAAGCAUGUUUAUUUGCUGCAUUACAAUGUCAAGUUGAACUAGCUACUGAACAAGAAACAUUAAUGAAUGAUGAAAAUUUAUUGAAUAAUGAUAAUGAUAAUGAAGAACAUAAAGGAAUAAAUGAUACCAUAGAUACAAAUGAUAAACAACAAUUAGUUAAUUGUUCACUUGAUAAAAGUAUUAUUGAUAAUUGUAAUAAAAAUAUGAAAAAAAUGAAAUCUACAUUGAUGAAACAUAAUCGUGAUAUUUCACCAUUAGGUGGGUAUUUACAUACAACAGGUUAUUAUUCUAUGAAAUCAUCCACAACAACAACAACAACACCUUCAAGACCAUUAAGUACUAUUGAAUUAGAUCAUGAGAUUGAUAUUAUGCUUGAUGAAUUAUCCAUUGAUUGUUUACAAAAUAAAGAUUCUAAUCGAUUAUCUAAUGAUAUUCAACAUUCUAAACUUAAAGAACAUUCAAUACGUCCAUUAAGUUUAUUGAAUACUUCAAAUCAUAAUGAAGAUGAUAUAGAUAGUUUAAUGAAUCAUGAACAAUAUGAUAAUGAUAAUCAAUAUAAUUUACCUGAAUUGAAUACUUAUGUCAAAAUAUGUAAACCAAGAAAAUUUGGAUUAAAAGUAUUUCAUCGUUACUAUAUAUCUAUUAAAGGAAUUGAAUUAUAUGUUUAUAAGAACAAAGAUGAUUAUUUAUCAAAUAGUGAUACUGUUGAAGUAAUCUAUUUACCAGGAUGUGAAAUACAAUCAGAUUUAUAUAUUACUAAUGAAAAAUUUAAUAUACGUUUAUUUGUUCCAAUAACACGUACUAAUUUACCAUUAUCAUCUGCAUUUGCUUCAUAUCAAUCAAAUAAGAUAGAAACAAAUGAUGAAGAUCCAACUAUAAGUAGUAAAUUAAAACGUAGGGCAUCAUUAUUAUCAUUAACUUCAUUAUCCCAUUUAAGUAAUGCUCUUGGUAUAUCAUCAUCAUCAUCCGCAUCAUCACAUCAUCAUACACAGAAUGGACUCAUUAAUAUAAGUGGUAUUGGUGCAUUAACUGGUUCAUCUGCUACUAUGACUGGUCUUAUCAAUGAAUUAUGGUUACGAUUUUUUAAUUUAAAUGAUUACAUAGAUUGGUUAACAAUAUUACGUAUGACAACAGCUAUACAAUCAACAAUCAUACUUCAUUCUUAUACAGAUAUCCCUAAUACAUCAUCUAAGAAAUCAUCUAAGAAACAACAGACUAUUCUUUCUUCUUUAUUAAAUCGUUCCACAUUCAAUAUAGAACAUAAAGCAAUUAGAAAUCUUAUCAAUUUAUUAUCACCAAAUUGUUUAAAUCUUAAACAAACAAAUAAUGAAAUGAUCAAUUUAACUCGAUUAUAUAAUCAUUUAGAGAAACGUUUCAUUGAUCUAUUACCAUUAAGAUUAGGCUAUUUAAAAGUAUCACAAAGAACAUGGGAUUAUAGACGAGAUCAUUAUUAUAAUCAAUAUGAUAGUUUAUUAAAACGUUCAAAUACUUUAACAAAUCAAGAUAAACCUCCGAUUCAUUCACAAACUAUACAAACACGAACAAAUUUUAUUCAACGUAUUACACCUAUAUAUAGUCAAAUUAAUAAUUUAACUAGUUUACAAUGUAAAUUAAAAUAUAUUAAUGUAUGGGAACAAUUACAUUUACAUGGUAUUGCAUUUUUUACUGGACGUAUUGAAGUCAUUGUACCAUUGAAUACAUUAAUUCAUAAUGAAAAUGAUGCAUUAUGUAAUGAUAGUAAUGGUCAAAUCAAUUGGUUAUCUAAUAUAAAUCAAUCAAUCAUUCAUCAUAAUAAUUAUGUAACUAUAUCAAUAAGUCGUAAAAUAGAAUCGAUUGGUAUUGGAUCUAAACGAAUCUAUCGUUGUGAUUUAACAAAUGGUGAUAUUAUAGCAAGUUGGAAAAUGUCAUCAAUACAAAGUUGGCAUAUUAAUUGGGAAUUAAAUGAACUUAUAUUAAAUUUAAUGAAUCAAACAAAAAUUCAAUCUAACAUUAAGAAUACUACUCAUAACAUUAAUAAUAGUAGUAAUAGUAGUAAUAGUAAAAUGGAUCAUCAACUUCAUCAAUCCAUUGGUAAAUUCAAUGAAUUUACUGGUCGAGUUAUUAUAAGACCAAUAGAUGUAUCUGUACGAAUGAUAGCUGAAUUUUUAGGCGGUUAUACAUUUUUAAAUUUAAGAUCACCAGAGAAAAAUCAAUAUCUUGCUGAAGAUAUGUUUUAUAAAUUAACUACUGGUAUAUCACAACCAUCAAUCUAAUCAAAUAUAAUGGAUGAUUACAUGAGCUUGAAUGAUGAUGAUGAUGAUGAUUAAAUGAAACCUUUGAAUGCUGAUGUCUUUCAAUGAUCGAUUAUUUUAUUGAAUAUUUGUUUGUUUGUUUGUUUGAAUGGCAUGCCGUAAAACUUAUCUUGUCUAUUUGUAUCUCUCCCACUUACUGAUAUAUAUAUAUAUAUAUAUAUAUAUAUACAUCCAUAUAACUCUUGGUCAGUGGUUCAGUUUAUAUACAUACAAUAUACAUACUACAUAGAUAGAAGUAUAUACACAUGGAUACUACAUGCAUACAUCUUCCCGUAUAUAUUUUACCGAGUUAUUAUUAUUAUUAUUGUUCAUAAUAUCUUUUAUUGAUUAAUAUAUAAACUAAUUUUCUUUAUCAUUAUCAAUGAUCCUAUUUCCUAUGACAACUAACUAUAUCCUUUAUAAUAAUUCACUUGAAUUAUCUCAAGGAGAGUUAUUUUUAAGAAAUUGUAACUAUGCCUAAACAAAUCUAAUCUAUACAUUGAUUCAUUGAAUUAUAUUAAUAAUGAGAUCAUAUUGUUUUCUUUUCUUUUCUUUGCUUUACUUCUUCAUCUAUUACUUAUAUUCAUUUCGGUAGUACAAGUUGUGAUGAUGAUGAUGAUGAUGGCGGUAGCGGUGGGGGGGGCGGGAAAAUAUCAAAAAGGUUAUUUAAUAUAUUUGAUUGUGUAGUAUACAAAAUGAUAGGCAUCAUGAUUUGGUUCUUUUUAUUUUCACAUUCAUGAACUAUUUUAUUGAUUUAAUCUUUUUAGAUGCUUGUUAUUAUUAUUAUGAUGAUGAUAAUGAUUACUAUAAUAUUUAUGGCACUACUUAUUUCAGUAGUGCUGGAGAGAACAUAGAAAAGAAAGAAAAAAUAAUAUGACUUCCUAUUCAUUUAUGUAUCUUUAUAUUACGGUGCUUUUCAAUUGUUUCACUCAUCUCGUUUUUUGCGUGUGCGUGUGUGUGUGUGUUUAGUUGCUAAGACAUUAUUCACACCUAAGAAAUAUACACAUGGAUUUUGUUGAUUUUCAUUGAUUAUCAUUGUUCUAUAAAAAUAUAAUAAUACAUUUACAAAAUGAUUUACCACCAGUUUUAAUUGGGAAAAUUAUCAUUUCAUUUUCUUGAUAUAAGAGGGGGGGUGAAUUGAUCAAAUUGUUACAUUUGAUGUUUAUAUAUGUACUGUAUAGAUGUGAAGGUGCAUUUCAUUAUUGAAUCGGUGUCAUUUGACAAAUUAUUGUAAACUUUUAAAGCAUACAUAAGAUAAGAAAAGAAGUAUCAAUUAAGUAAUAAGUUGAUAUCUGUUGACUAGUAAUCGAAGCUUUUAUUAUUCUCAUGAUAGAUUGUUGAUAGAUAAUUGAUGUAGUUUAAGGAGACCUGAUUUCAUUGAUUCUAUCUUCUUAAUCACUUAUUCAUAUUGAAUACAGUUAUUGAUCAACAAAAAUUGUUUCUAACGUCGUUGGAUGCUGGCCAGUUCAGUGGUCUAGAGGUUAAACGUCCACUCGCGAGACCGAUAGGUCCUAUGUUCGAAUCUCACGAGGCAGGAUCGUGGAUACGCACUGCCGAAGAGUCCCAUACUAAGAGGAAACAGCUGUCCAGUGCUUUUAGGUUUUCCAUGGUGAUCUAGCUUCAAUUGACUCAUGAUCUCAACUCUUAAAAUUACUAUAAUAUCCACACAAAACCCCUUCAAAUAUGAAAUCUGAGUACAUUUAAAACUAUCAAUAAUAAUAAUCGUUUAAAAAUAACUAAAGUAACCCUUUUGUAGCCUUAAAUUGAUUCCAGUUGAAUGGUAACAAUAAUGAAGCGUAAUUACUAAAUUAAUUUCAUAUAUUAUACUUAAGCUAACUGUUGUGCCUACCCUACCCCCCCCAUUUGACAUCAUAAGCAAGAAUACAAGAGUGGACACGAAAGUAUAUUAAAUUACCGAAUAAAAUAUACAAUUACUUAUUCAGAUAUGUACAACUCAACCCUUUUAGGAAAUCAAUCCAUUUCUUAUCCACUGAAAUGCAUUUAUCUAUCAAGUUACUUUUGAUUACUAUCGAAUGACCUCAUUAGGCUACUUCUGAUUGGCUCACUAUAUCAUGAACUAUAUUGUACAAUGAUGAUUAUAAGGUGUAAACUAUGUCGAAAUGAUUCAUUUGAGACAUUUAUUUACAUAGACAGGUGAUAAGAGAUGUAGUGCAGUGAUAGAUAAUACAACAAUGUAUGAAAUACAUGUAAAUAGAUAGGUACAUACAAAUAAACCAUGAAUACAUAUGAUGGUUGUUAUAACUUGUGGUUUGAGUGUCCUGUUAAUGUAUAAUGUAACAAUACCGCCAAUUAGAGAGCAGUGAAUUAUCGGUCGGACCAAUGAUGCAUAAAACCCGUACGAGCAGUCUAGAGUCCUUAUCGGUCCUGCUUUCCGCCUAGCCCAGCCAGUUAAUUCAGAACACCAAUCUCAGUCUCUGCAAUAUGAAUCAUUUAUCUCAAGCAUACAGGGUUUAUGUACCAAUCAAACAGACCACAACGUACCGUAAAAUGGGAAACAACAUUUGUACAAGACUUAGCCAAAUGUGGCUGUGAAUGAGGGAGCUAGUAAUUAAUAGACAGAGCAUAAUUCAAGAAUGGUAGAUCGUACAAUAAUAGUUCAUAGGUCAAAAUGAACCUCAUAAAAAAAGGAACAUGAAUAUGAAUAGUUUAGUUAUUUAAAAAUUAUACAAUAGAAAUAUACCUUUAGUAUUGGUCCAUAAAUGGAUCCCAAAAGUUACCAUUCAUUAUUCUCAUCGGGACAUAAUAAUGGUAAACAGUUACCAAGGACAAAUAAAUGAAUAAGUUAUAGAGAAUAAGACAGAAGAAAUAACAAAGUAUAAACAGAUUUCAUUCAACUUAAUAAAACUAUUAAUAGUUCCUAUAGGUUACUUUAUCAAUAUGAAGUGAACGAGAACAUAUAACUGGAGACUAAUGGAAUGUCAUUAAAUACAAAAUUAAAUAAUGCCUUAGUAAAAUCUGAGAACCAUAUAGUGAAUUAUUUCUUCUGGUUAGCAUUAGCGUUCAUGGAGAACAGCUGACAGAUACAUUUCAAGUAAGAACCGAAGUCAGACAAAGCUGUCUACUCUCUCCCUUCAUCUUUCUUCUGGUGGAUUUGGACUUCGCAGAUGACCGAGCCCUCCUAUCGCAUACACACGAACAAAUGCAGAUAAAGACAGCCAGUAUAGCAGCAGUCUUUGCAUCAUUAGGCCUCAACAUACUCAAGGGGAAAACUAAGAUCCUCAAACACAGCACGGAGAACACCAACCAAAUCACACUUGAUGGCGAUUCUCUGGAAGAUGUGGAAUCCUUCACGUACCUGUGAAGCGUCAUCGACGAACAAGGAGGUUCAGAUGCAGACGUAAAGGCGAGGAUUGGCAAAGCGAGGGCCGCAUUCCUACAAUUGAAGAACAUAUGAAAUUCAAAACAACUCUCAACUAGUAUCAAAGCCACAAACUUCAAUACGAACGUCAAGACAGUUCUACUGUGCGGAGCUGAAACUACUACAACUAUCAUCAAGAAGGUACAAGUAUUUAUCAAUAGCUGUCUACGUAAGAUAUUCAACAUCCAUUGGCCGGAUACCAUCAGCAACAACCUACUAUGGAAGAGAACAAACCAGCUUCCAGUUGAAGAAACAAUUAGAAAAAUACGAUGAAAAUGGAUAGGACAUACAUUAUGGGAAUCACCAAACUACAUCAUGAGACAUGUGCUAACUUGGAAUCCCGAAGGGAAGAGGAAAAGAGGAAGGCCAUUGAGCACAUUACGUCGGGAAAUAGAAGCAGAUAUGAAGAGGAUGAAUAACAACUGGAAGGAGCUAGAAAGGAUUGCCCAGGACAGGGUUGGAUGAAGAGUGCUUGUGGUUGGCCUAUGCUCCUCCAAUGAGGAGUUACAUGCGUUAGUAAGUAAGUUUUACAGUAAAUUCUUCAUUUGCAAAAUGUCAAUCAAUCGUCUCAGACUUCAUUGUUCCUUCGUUUCCACACCAAUCAUCCAUUAUUCUUGUUCUGCUUUCUUCGAUCUUCUUAACCUUCUGCCGCUAGACAUUUAACUUUCCAUUGAUGAUAAAUACUACUUAUAUCUAUUGACAUCAGUAUCACACACCACAGUAAAUUGUAAAAACAAUAUAAUUUGUCCAUCUAUGAGAACUCUUAAAAGAAUCCAAACAAUCUUUUAGUGUCAAAAGGGGGUUUGGUGGAGAUUUUAGUAAUUGUAUAGUUGAAUUCAUGAGUCAAUUGGAGCUAGACCAUCAUGGGAAACGUGGAUGAUCGUAGAUGCGCACUGAUGAAGAGUCCCACAAUAGGAUGAAACCGCCGUCCAAUGCUUCCAGAUUUUUCAUGGUAACCUAACUUCAAUUGACUCAUGACUUCAACUACGUUGUUCUUAAUUACAAUUACGAUUUUAAUUAGGAAUUUAUAUCAGCUAUAUUGUAAAAAUAUUUUGUAGCCAUACAAUUAAAUUUAUUCUAUUAAAGAAAUACAGGAGGUAAAACAGGAUAAAAGUUACUACAAUCAAUCUGUGAUGGUAGCCAAUGACUUAGCAUAGGUUAGAUUCUUGAGUCUCAAAAUCUCAUUUCUUCCUCGUUCUAUACCAAAUCGUUCAUAUUCCAACUGAUAUUAUUACUGUUUUGUUCUUAUAUCUUGAUAAUAAACUACAUGAUAAGAUCAUCAAUUAUAAGCAUCGGCUUAUAUGACUUUGGCAUUGUGCCAAGUGAAUGAUGCGUUAACCAGUACCACCAGUCCAAAGUUAACUCUGAAUCCUUCUCUUCUAAUUGUACCCAUUAAGUCUAGAAUACAAUCUCACCUUUCAUUGCAUGAAUCACUUAUUUCAAACAUACUGGAGUUUAUAUACAAGCAAUUUAGACUACAUCAUAUCAUAGAAUAGAAAAUAACAAUUAUACAAGAUCAAGCCAAAAGAUGAUUGUGAAUGUGAGAGAUUGAAACGAAUAGGUUGAGAAUAACUUAAGAAUAGUAAAUCAUGUCAUCUUAGUCAAUAGAUUAAAUGGAAGCUUAUAAUGGAAAAGAAUAUGAAUAUUCAUAUAAUACUGUUACAGAUAUUACACGGUAAUAAAGGUAACCAACAAUGAUUACGUAAUGAAGCUUUCUUGUAGAGUUUUGUAUCAAAGAGGAUAUAUGACAAGUUCAAAAAACGUGAAGAAUCAUUUAAGUAACUGAAGGUGAUAUUGAUAAAUAAUUAUAAAAUAUUAAAAGGAAAUAUUAAUGUGUUAUAUGCUACUGAUGUCAAUAGAUAUAAGUAGUAUUGUAUAUAGAAUGCCUGAUGGCAGUAGGUUAUGAAGAUCGAACGUGAACAUGAACAAAGAAUGAUUGAUGUAGAAAAGAACAAUCAGUCAAAUAUGAAACGAGUGUUCUGAAUUCCACUGCUAGAAACUAUCCGUUUCUGCUUAAAAUAAAUGUUUAUGUUAUAAUGACCAUUUAUACAAAAUAUUAAGAAUACUGAGUUCCAUUCCCCAUGAGACUGUUGAUCUACAUUGACAGGAAACGUCAAAUUAAACACAAAGUUUAUAUCCUUCACUCAUUUAUCUAAUCACAAUUGCUUAUUUUCGGACAAUUAACUGUGCUAAUCCUUUACUCAUUCAUUUGUGUUCAGUUAACCGGUUAGUAUUUAUGAGCUUCAUAAACCUAAAUCACCACAUAUCUUAUGCUAAAUUUCGACAAGAACGACUGAGGUAUCUUAGUUUCCGGUUAGUGUAGAGUAAGUUCUAUUUACGAAUGAUUGAGGUUUCUACUGAGACGCCAUGAAUAAGGAUUCAGAUAGACUGAAUGUCUGUCACACAACAGGACUUUAACGUUAAACAUCCACACAUAGUAAUAGAGAAGGUGAGAUUUUCAGGAUAACUUUAUAUUCCUUACAGAAGUCAAAAACUGAAAAAAUUUUUACUCUAUUCUAUGGUACCAUGUUAUUAACUUGGAGUGCCUUAUGAAGUUAAUAGACUAAAAAUGACAAGCAAUCGGGUGAUAGCAAAUAUUAUUCUGGGAAUACAGCAGGUGAAUCGUGACUCGGAUAGCUCAUUGUUAACGUCUGUGAUUAUGAAGCUGAAUGACGUGAGAUGAAACCCAUCAGGAGUCAUCGGUCCUCUCAAGAUUACCAGUACACUUGUGGUGUGUGCUACUGAUGUCGACAGACAUAAACAGUAUGUAUCACUAAUGGAAAAUGGAAUGCUUCGAGGUUGAAAAACUGAAGAGAAGAGAACGAGAACAAAGACUGAUUGGUGUGGAAAUGAAGGAGCAAUCAAGUUUGAAACAAUUGAUUGACAUUUAGUAAAUGAAGUAUUUACUGUAUGGUUUUCAAAUUUUAGCAAGAUAUUCUGUAAUUUUAUGAUAAAAUACAUUUGGUUAUUCCUACUUGCACUUUUGUUCACUAGAUUAAGAUCAAAUUUAUAGCGUAAAUAUACUUAGAAGUUUUAAGAGUCAUCAUAUAAUGAAUGUUUAUGCAUGGUACUUUUACAUAAGGAAAUCAAGUUUGAAACAGC
Schistosoma haematobium is the source of this 10855-nucleotide messenger RNA. Its product is annotated as Fermitin 2. Lineage: Eukaryota; Metazoa; Platyhelminthes; Trematoda; Strigeidida; Schistosomatidae. Gene Ontology annotation, biological process: integrin-mediated signaling pathway; cell-matrix adhesion. The transcript is spliced from 5 exons. The coding region runs from base 847 to 4356 and encodes 1169 amino acids. Gene Ontology annotation, cellular component: cell-substrate junction. Gene Ontology annotation, molecular function: integrin binding. The record is from RefSeq and is a predicted model, not a curated record.